CAACGCUACACUCCAGUUCGUCCAACCCGCUGCAGAGCUGUCUAAUCUCCGGCUGCGAGUUCCCUCACCCAUUCCUUCCGAGCUGAGUCCCUGUGGCCGAGACUCCUGGAACUCACCGACCUCACCACCGCUGCCUUCCACUCGGCAGCUUAAUUCCUUACUGGCUCAGGUUCCUCCUUCCUUCCCUAGCUACGACUUCCGGCUCAGCUGGUCGUCCGGGAAACGGUCGGCUUCCGGUUUCGAGGCGGUGGGCGGAGCCAAGAUGGCUGAGGAGAAGCUUGGGAUGAAAACUCAGGUUCCUGCAUCUAUUGAAUCUCAAAAACCCAGGCCAAAAAAAGCUCCAGAGUUUCCUAUUGUGGAGAAGCUGAACUGGCUGAUCCAUCUCUACUAUAUCCGGAAGGAUUAUGAGGCGUGCAAGGCUGUGAUCAAAGAACAGCUUCAGGAGACUCAGGGGCUGUGUGAAUAUGCUAUUUAUGUCCAAGCACUGAUUUUCCGCCUGGAAGGAAAUAUCCAAGAAUCCCUAGAACUCUUUCAGACGUGUGCCGUUCUCAGCCCACAGUGUGCUGAUAAUCUCAAGCAGGUGGCCAGAUCCUUAUUUCUUCUGGGAAAACAUAAAGCCGCCACGGAAGUAUAUAAUGAAGCAGCUAAGCUCAACCAGAAAGACUGGGAGAUCUGCCAUAACCUGGGAGUGUGCUACACUUACCUAAAGCAGUUCAGCAAGGCGCAAGACCAAUUGCACAGUGCCCUCCAGCUUAACAAGCAUGACCUGACUUACAUUAUGCUGGGGAAGAUCCAUUUACUGCAGGGAGACUUGGAUAAAGCCAUUGAGAUCUACAAGAAAGCAGUGGAGUUCUCUCCAGAAAAUACAGAACUUCUCACAACUUUAGGAUUACUCUACCUACAGCUUGGUGUUUACCAGAAGGCAUUUGAACACCUUGGGAAUGCACUGACUUACGACCCUGCCAACUACAAGGCCAUCUUGGCAGCAGGCAGCAUGAUGCAGACUCAUGGGGACUUUGAUGUUGCCCUUACCAAAUACAGAGUUGUAGCUUGUGCUAUUCCAGAAAGUCCUCCACUUUGGAAUAACAUUGGAAUGUGUUUCUUUGGCAAGAAGAAAUACGUGGCAGCUAUCAGCUGCCUAAAACGAGCCAAUUACUUGGCACCCUUCGACUGGAAGAUUCUGUACAAUCUGGGCCUUGUCCAUUUGACCAUGCAGCAGUAUGCAUCGGCAUUCCACUUUCUCAGCGCAGCCAUCAACUUCCAGCCAAAGAUGGGGGAACUCUACAUGCUCUUGGCUGUGGCUCUGACCAACCUGGAAGACAUAGAAAAUGCCAAAAGAGCUUAUGUAGAAGCUGUCCGCCUGGAUAAGUGUAACCCUUUAGUAAACCUGAACUACGCUGUGCUGCUGUACAACCAGGGUGAGAAGAAGGGUGCCUUGGCUCAGUACCAGGAGAUAGAGAAGAAGGUCCAUUUUCUCAAGGACAACAAUCCUCUGGAAUUUGACUCUGAGAUGGUAGACAUGGCUCAGAAGUUGGGAGCUGCCCUCCAGGUUGGAGAGGCACUGGUCUGGACCAAGCCAGUCAAAGAUCCCAAGUCAAAGCACCGGACCAAUUCAGGCAGCAAAUCUGCUACUCUCCAGCAGCCUCUGGGCUCCUUUCAAGCUCUCGGACAGGCGAUGUCUUCGGCAGCUGCACACAGGAAGAUCCCUUCAGGUGCUGUAGGAGCCCAGCUCACAAAGCCGCCAUCACUUCCACUGGAGCCAGAGCCAGAGCCCACUGUGGAGGCGAGUCCAACAGAAGCAUCAGAACAAAACAAAGAAAAAUAGCAACAAACAUGAAAAUCCAGGAUGACCCUGGAGUAGGGGGCGUCUCUUAAGUGAGACCAUAUAGAAGGUGGUCACAUGACCAGGCAGAUGGAGGCCAUCACUUCCUCCCUGGGUGGGCACUGCAGAAUAAAACAGAACCCAGGGUGUGUUGUGAUGAUCAGGAGGAGCCCAAGCAGCUCUUGGCUGGCCCCAUCAUAGGAACAAGGGAGAAGACAUGCUACAUAGACUUGAGGUCCCGCAUGUAUACUCCAAGACUCAGCAAGGCAAAUGAUGAAAGACCAUUACUCAGUGAAGGACUUUAUCUUGAUAACGGGAAAAGGACCUCUACUCAGUAGGCUGUGGUGAUGAAGCUUCUUCAUUCUAACUGGACUGUGGGAAGACGUAAGUCUCCACUGGAAACAAACCUUGGAUUAAGAACCUAGUUAAAUAUGGCUUCCACACAACCACCACCACCACCACCACCACCACCACCACCACCACCACCACCACCACCACCACCACCACCACCACCACCACUCCUUUUAGAUUAAGUUGAGAUCCAAACUGGAAUGAAUCCAGCUAUAUCUGCCCAAAGACAAUCUAAAACAAGUCCUUAUCUCCAUUCUUCAGAGAGGUCAGAGUCUAGAGCCAGAUCAUGUCAGUUUAAGUAGAGUCAAGGACUGGUCAGGAAUCGGCGCCAAGAAUUUAAAAAAAAAAAAGUGGGUAGGGUGACUGAGGACAUAGCUCAGUAUCAGAGCACUUGCUUAGCAUACACAAGGCCCUGGGUUUAAUCCCCAGUACUGAUGAAAAAGAACAGAGCUUUUAGAUAAGGAAUUUUAACCAAGACAAUCAAUGAUGAAUGCUGACAGAUGCUCUCAUGGCCCAUUAGCAGCCUUUGUGAAAGAUUAUGGAUCUCCAAGAGGUCACAUUAAAAGAUUUUUAAAAAAAUAAAA
Messenger RNA from Rattus rattus (black rat), 2757 nucleotides. RefSeq names its product Bardet-Biedl syndrome 4 (gene Bbs4). The transcript has 16 exons. Gene Ontology annotation, biological process: cilium assembly; protein localization to cilium. NCBI's taxonomy places the organism in Eukaryota, Metazoa, Chordata, Mammalia, Rodentia, Muridae. Gene Ontology annotation, cellular component: ciliary basal body. Gene Ontology annotation, molecular function: protein binding. The coding region runs from base 263 to 1825 and encodes 520 amino acids. The record is from RefSeq and is a predicted model, not a curated record.